Messenger RNA from Teleopsis dalmanni, 734 nucleotides. RefSeq names its product protein stoned-A-like. NCBI's taxonomy places the organism in Eukaryota, Metazoa, Arthropoda, Insecta, Diptera, Diopsidae. The transcript has 3 exons. Bases 132 to 734 code for a protein of 200 amino acids. The record is from RefSeq and is a predicted model, not a curated record.
AAAAUUCAAAAAAAGACAAUUACAGUUAGAGAAAAAAUUUAAUUAAUUUAUUUAUGAACAAAUAAUGAAAUAAACGCUUUUUAGUUGUUACAAAAGAGAGACACCGAUUUCGAUGUCUCCGCAAUUAGAGAAUGCUUAAGUUACCAAAAGGUUUAAAGAAGAAAAAGAAGAAGUCAAAAAAAGAUAAAGAACUCUUCACUGAAGAGGAACUCGAACAAUAUAAACGUGACCUUAAAGCAAAGCAAGAAGCUGCUGCUGCUAAAUCAGACGCUGGUGAAUCAGACGCAGCAUCAGACGUUGAAGGUUUAGCGUCAACAGCAUCUGUUUCAGUCGCUGGUGGUAGCAGUUUUAGUGUUGCUACUACUCAAGCAGCUGAAAGCACCGCUGACGGUGCUGAUACCGCUACAACUGUCAAAAAAUCGGAAGAAGACGAAGAGUGGGCAAAAUUUAAGGCACUAACUUCUGGUGUUGAUACUAUACUUCAUAAAACACAAGACGAGCUUGAUCGCAUAAAAAAAGAAUCCUUCUACCAGCGUUUACCUUCUGCAGCUGAAAAGAAACGACUUGAAGAAGAGGAAGCCGCUAAGCGGGAAGCAGAGCGCUUAGAAGAAGAACGUCGUAAGGCGGCAGAGCUUGAGGCUCAGCGUGAUAAGCUUGCAGAGGCUGUAGUUGAAUUAUCAGAAUCAGAACCUGAAGACGAGGAAGUACUUGAUGAUAUCUUUUGUUAUGAAUGA